Molecule: messenger RNA, 597 nt
Organism: Fragaria vesca subsp. vesca
Lineage: Eukaryota; Viridiplantae; Streptophyta; Magnoliopsida; Rosales; Rosaceae
Exons: 1
Coding region: 1-597 (198 amino acids)
Molecular function (GO): protein binding
Source: RefSeq, a predicted model, not a curated record
AUGAGAGAGAUGAAGAGGCAGAAACUAACCAGAGAUGAAGAAGUAGAUUACGAAAGAGAUGAUGAGAAACCCUGCAUCAUUCUGCAAUUGCCAGACCACAUAAUUUUAGAGAUCUUUUGUAGAAUCCCAAUAAACACUGUUAUCCAGUGCAAAUACGUGUGCAAGUCUUGGCGUCGUUCCUUCUCAGAGCCCGAGUUCACAAAAUCCCUAUUUGCACGAACUCAGGCGUGCUUGUUUCUCGAAGAUCGUACUACCAAAAGCCGGAGCGGAAACACCAAACGACGUCGUCGUGGUAUGCCCCCGAAUAAGCACGUCUUGGCCAACUUGGAAAGUGUUUUGAGCCCAAACAACAUGGUCUUGAAGCUUUCAGAUCCUAAUGCAUUAUACAACAGGCUUCAUUCAAAUUUCAGAGGUAUCAUGGGUUCCUGCAAUGGCUUCCUCUGCUUAUUCCGCCAUAAUGAUAAAACUGAUGCUUUCAUCUUUAACAUAGCAAACCCCAUUACUCGUGAGUGUAUACCUCUUCCGGUCAAUGAAGAAAUAAGUCGUCCACUACCUCACUUUGGGUUUGGGUUUAGUCCCAUGAGUGACGUCUAUUAG